UAAUCGCGGGCCACCAGUCGCUGUUGUCGGAUAUCCUGAACAACGUUUAUAACUACAGUCAGAAUAAGAACCGCUGUGUAGCUGAAUGGCGACCUUGUCUAGUGGCGCUUACUUUCGGAGGUCCAGUUUUGUCUGGAUACUGAUUAUCACCCUCUCUAUGGGUUAUUUUACCUGGACAGUGUUUUGGCCUCAAGAUGUUCCCUAUGAGAGACUUGGCCCAGUUGGAGCAUUUUCAAAGUACAUGGUGGAACACCACUACACACUAAUCUACCGUGGGUGGUGGGUAGCUUGGGCAAUUCACAUAGCUGAAGCUCUCUAUUCCCUCAAAGUUUGCAGACCGUUCAUGGGAAAUCCCGCCUGGUCUUGAUGACAUCAAGCUUGCUUCAGACCCCUUUGAUGUCACUUCUGGGUCCGAACCUAUGGACAAAGACCAUUCCGGGUCCUGCCCCGCUGAUGUCAUUUCCCGUCUCGAGCAUAUGGAGGAAGACCCUUCUGGUUCUGACCCCCCUGAUGUCAUUUGCCGUAUUGGCCUUUAAAAGACGUCACUUUUCCCCCAUUCCUCUGGUUCUAUUCUGGACUCUGAAUCAAGCACUUCAGUGCUAUCAUUUUUGCAAUUUUGCAGCCAGGAAGCAAUAUACGGGUGGCUGCUCCAAACCUUGCUAUGGCUCUUGGUCGAGUUUGUGACACUGGAAAAUGCUAGAUCCACUUCUUAAAUCUCCAGUUAAAUUUAGAGCCAAUCUCAACAUUCUGCUUCUGUCUUUGUAAAGGCUAUGAACACCUUUGCUUGUCCUUUCUUUAUAGACCUCAUUGUUUAUGUUGGAGCUCACGGUGGUAAGUCUCAUGUGAAUAUUCUAAGAAAAUUCUGUGACAAUAAAAGCUUGCAAGACUUAGCACAUUUGAAGUACAACUAAAUCCUACCACAAGCAGAUGUUGCAUUAAAUAUGUUUACCUGGAACAAAAGUGGAUUGGCAUUAAGCAUUCUUUCCAUACUUGUAAAUGAAAGUGAACAAUGUUUCUUUAAAUAGCAAAUGCUGUAAAAUGACAAUAGCAUUACAUAGCUUGCUUGGCACCAUAUUUCAUAGUAACACUGAUUUGGCAGACAACACCUUAUUCUUGGCUAUUGGCAGUGUAAUGAAUUUAUUAUAAGAUGUGUAUGAAAAGGAAAACAUGUUGGUAUCUUAUUCAAACCCAAUUGGUGAUUGUUUCCUUAGCAUUCUUUCUUGCUGAAAAUGAAUUAAUAUGGCACAGCCUCUGUCUCAUAUUACUGGUCUUCUGAUAAAUCAUGUUUCUGAAAUCUCAUUUUUGUAUUAAUCUCAAUUUAUACAUAUCUGUCAAAAGGAGGAUUCAAAAUAUUGGUAAUUAACAUUUUUAAAAGUAGGAACAGUCAUCACUUUCAGAAUUUCUAGGUAAUUAAAUUAAGCCCACAUAAUUUAUUUUGAGAAUUUUUUUACUACUAUGGGUCCUGGUUCUAAAUAAUAUAAUACGGUAAUUGAAUAUAUUUACCCAUUUGGCUUUUCUACAAUUUUUAUCUUCACUUGCUUCUGAAAAUAUCACUAUUGACCUUUUAGAAGGAAAAGGACAAACAAACUGUAAUUGCCUUUACUUCACUACUAUCGCAUAGACUUAUCCUACUCAACUGGAAGAAUCCUAGCCCACCUCUUUUAAGUCAGUGGGUAACUGAUGUUAUAUUCUAUUUGAAAUUAAAAAAAAUCGAAUUCUGACUUAGAAGAUCUGUUAAAAACGUUUUAAAAACCUGGCAGGAUCUAAACAAUAACAUUUUACAAUAAGCAUUUAUAUUGGGGAAAAAGGAU
Molecule: messenger RNA, 1811 nt
Organism: Polypterus senegalus (gray bichir)
Lineage: Eukaryota; Metazoa; Chordata; Cladistia; Polypteriformes; Polypteridae
Gene: tmem254
Product: transmembrane protein 254
Exons: 4
Coding region: 86-367 (93 amino acids)
Source: RefSeq, a predicted model, not a curated record